CCCGUCACUCGCUGGGGAAGAAAAACAGGCGGAGCCAGGGCAAUCGACGCUGCCCAAUCAGAGCAAAGCACUGGCGCAAGCGACGCUGCCCAAUCAGAGUGAGGCGUUGGCGCCAGCUUCCCUCUCUCCGCCCUUUUCCUUUCCUCGGCUCCUCUACGCCUUCUCUCCUGCCCACUGGGCGCCGCUGGCUAGCUAGGCCACAGAGUAAGCCUCCAGCAGGGUAGAGUGACGACUCGCAAUCGGAAGUUACUGUUGAAGCUAAGGCGGCCAUAACUGAUCAUGGCACGGGAGUCUUCUGGCUUCCUGUCUCCAGUGUGACGUAGUUUUCCCUUCGCCCAAUGUCACCGUUGCCCUGGGCAACAGCUGAGCCGUCUGGGAAGAGAUGCAGCUGUAAGUAGGCCCAAAGAGACCAAAGUUCCUUCUGUAGGCUUGAGUCAAGAACUUAACAGUCAUCUUGGUCAUACCGGGUUGGAUGCCUAAAGCUGCAGGAAAAACACCAGGUGAACUUUCAGGUUAAUCGCUGAAGCACCAACCUUUUGUGAUGUUGUAUUCGUGUCCUAGUUAUCUUUGGAGAUGUGUUUCCAGAGUCUCCCCAGCAGGAAAAAACCGUAUCCAACAAUUCAGAUAUGGCGGAAGUGAAGUCAAUGUUCCGGGAAGUUCUCCCAAAACAAGUAAAAGGAUGGCAAAUGAAGCACUGUUUCUUAAACCUAGAAAUCUUGUUAUACUCAAGACUGCAGGGCAGUUGUCUGUGGAAGAUAUAACCACGAUGGUGCUGUGUAAACCCAAACUUUUACCCUUAAAGUCUCUGACUCUGGAAAAACUGGAGAAAAUGCAGCAAGCAGCACAGGAUACGAUUCGCCAACAAGAAAUGGCAGAAAAGGAACGGCAGAUAACUCACUGAAUGAUGUAUGUUAUAUAACUCACUAAUGAAACUUGUUAUGAAUUUAACCACUUUGUUUUGUAGUGAACAUAAGCUAUUAAAAAACUUUUGAACCCAAA
Messenger RNA from Equus caballus (horse), 999 nucleotides. RefSeq names its product BBSome interacting protein 1 (gene BBIP1). Gene Ontology annotation, biological process: cilium assembly; receptor localization to non-motile cilium. Gene Ontology annotation, cellular component: BBSome. The record is from RefSeq and is a predicted model, not a curated record. NCBI's taxonomy places the organism in Eukaryota, Metazoa, Chordata, Mammalia, Perissodactyla, Equidae.